Messenger RNA from Metarhizium robertsii ARSEF 23, 963 nucleotides. Its product is annotated as isoflavone reductase family protein. The transcript has 3 exons. The coding region runs from base 1 to 963 and encodes 320 amino acids. NCBI's taxonomy places the organism in Eukaryota, Fungi, Ascomycota, Sordariomycetes, Hypocreales, Clavicipitaceae. The record is from RefSeq and is a predicted model, not a curated record.
AUGUCUACUUCAAUUAGCACAGUGGCUUGGAUCGGGACUGGGAACAAUGGCAAACCACUUCUUGAUAUUGUGGCUGCCUCGGGAAAGUUCAAAAUAACGCUCCUGGUCCGGAAGCCGCCAGCAAAGUACACAGAUAUUGUCCCCGACUCUGUGACGGUCAAGCAGGUUGAUUUCCAAUCUCAUGCCUCGCUUGUGGACGCUUUCCGAGGUAUUGACGCCGUGGUUAGCGUUAUGACAUUCGGUCCACAGUCAGGCAUAGACGUGGUAGAGAUAGGAAUGAUCAACGCGGCGAUUGAGGCGGGUGUGAAGUUCUUUAUUCCGUCGGAAUGGGCGCCUGACUCGGCUGGGGCAAAUGUGACGGAUGACCCUUGGAUAGGGAGGUCGCUACGACCGAAUGCGGUUCUGGCUCCGAAAAGAGCAGUACAUAAUUAUCUCAUGGCGAGAGCAGCGCAGAACCAAAUUGCUUUUGCUGUUGUGUAUACCGGCGUCAUUAUUCCAAGCAGCUUCAGCGUAGGAUUGAUCUCCUUCGAUUUCCAGAAGAAGACGGCAGUCUUACCAGACGACGGCACUUCGCUCUUCUCUGCUACGACGUUGGAAACUACGGGGUCGGCUGUCGUUGCCAUACUUUCUACGCCGUUUUCCACAGGUGUUAAGAAUCGGUUCCUCCAUAUUUCAGACUUUACAACAUCCCUGUCAGAGAUUUUGACCAUAAUAGAGACUUUGGAUGGAGUGUCUUGGACACGGAAGAAUGUCGCGGCACGAGAACUUACCAUUUCUAGCAUGGCUGCUGUGGAUGCCGGGACGUUUGGAAGAGCGCAGUUCUGGGGAGCACUGAUUAGUCCAUUCUUUGGACAGGUUCCCCCAUGGCAACAGCAGGAUAAUGAGCUUCUUGGACUUGGAGAACAGAAAAGUCUGACGGAAGAAGUGGCAAAGGUACUUGAGGCGUCUAGAACCCAUGGAUAG